AUGGCAAGCUUGACCAAACUAAAAGCAUGCUUUGUUAUUUUCUGUCUUUCCAUUGGUAUUACUGCUUAUUCUCCUAUAGCAAAAUGGGUUUUUACCCCAAACAAUCUAGUAGAUGGGAAGAUCAAAGACUUAUCUUCUAAUAACAAUGAGCCUUUCCAAACUUCAUGAGGGAGCAUAGCUGAAUCAGAAGUAACUUGUAAAGGUCUUUAUCGUUCCCGUAAUUCUGGCGCUUUCGACUAUGGAAUUGUAAGUGCCAUUACAUCCUCCACAUUAGAGUAUGGGGUAAGUAUUUGAAUGAACUUGCAAGGUGGUAGUGAUGCAAAUCCAACUCCAGUUGGCAUGAUAGAUUCUUCUGGAUACUUUACCUAUUAUGUCAAAAUUAUUUAUGGUGAUCCCACAAAUUAUAAUUUUUGAAGACGUGGUGAUAAGAUAGGAAAGACAGUUCCUAUUUCCCCCCCAGGUAUAUUUUACAUAGGAAAAUGAAUAUUUUUGGUAUUUUAUUUUGUCAAAUCUCUAUCCGUUUGGACUUGGACAAUUAUUUCUCCAGAGUUUUCAACUUUAAUUUUAACUCAUACCAUAUAUCCAGGUAAUGAAAUUCGCAUUGCAUAUCAUAUUAUUGGAUACUAUUAUGAGAUUCAAUUCUUCAAAAAAGCUAGUAUAAACUCGCCUAUUGUUACUUUAUAUGAUAGCUCUGAUGCUACUUAA
This is a messenger RNA of Blepharisma stoltei, 705 nucleotides long. NCBI's taxonomy places the organism in Eukaryota, Ciliophora, Heterotrichea, Heterotrichida, Blepharismidae. The record is from the annotation of a GenBank genome assembly.